Doryrhamphus excisus (bluestripe pipefish) is the source of this 1424-nucleotide messenger RNA. Its product is annotated as DNA polymerase III subunit epsilon-like. NCBI's taxonomy places the organism in Eukaryota, Metazoa, Chordata, Actinopteri, Syngnathiformes, Syngnathidae. The record is from RefSeq and is a predicted model, not a curated record. Gene Ontology annotation, cellular component: cytoplasm. Gene Ontology annotation, molecular function: nucleic acid binding; 3'-5'-DNA exonuclease activity. Gene Ontology annotation, biological process: DNA catabolic process.
GCCUUUAUUAUCGAUGAUAUCGAUAUUUGAAUAGACCCCUUCUUCCGCUCAUAGUAUGAGUAAAUGCUGUUUCUUCGUGUUAUUUUAUAAUAAAUCGGUGUAAUAUGUUGUGUUUAUUAGAUAAGUGAAGGUUACGUAAACGUCAGCCGUUGUUGCCGGUGUACCCUAAUGCUAGCCGUGUCCAGGGUGGUGGCUAAAAUGCAGCUGCGACACAGCAGCGAAUGACUUCAUUUCCCAUCGGUCACCGCGACAAAGCGAAACGAACCACCGAAUAACGGAGAAGAGUCCUGUGGAAAGAGAAAACAACAGGCGAGUGCGGAUGUGUAGCCAAACAUUCGGAAACAUUCUGUUCCACAUAAGUGAAAGUAGACUUAUGAGCAGGGCGACUGUUGGCGUAUAAAAGUUCGGACUUCACGUCGACUUCAGUGUCAGUGCAAAGACUUGACGAUGUCUUACACGGUGGUUUUCUUUGAUCUGGAGACAACUGGAUUGGACACCCAGGUGUGUGACAUCAUCCAGAUAUCAGCCGUUUGUGGCGAGAGAGACUUCAACGCCUACACCGUUCCCCGCCGCGCCAUCACCAAGGAGGCCAGCAGGAUCACAGGGUUUUCCGUGGUGGAUGGCGCUCUGUUCCUCCGUGGGGAAUUCGUGCGCACCGUCCCACUCCGCAACGCUCUCACCUCUCUUAUCGACUUUCUGCGCUCCUUCUCUGGGACUGUGUACCUGGCGGCCCACAACGCUGAUCGCUUUGAUGCCCCUGUGAUCAACAGGGUGCUGCGGGAGUUCUCCCUUCUGGAGGAGUUCCAGAAGGUGGUCUCCAAUUUUCUGGACACCUUCCUGCUGAGCAAGAGGCUCUUCCCGAGAUUUUACAGCUACUCCCAGAAGUACCUGGUGGAGCGCUUCCUGGAGAAGACCUACAACGCCCACAAUGCCCUGGAAGAUGCCAAAAUGCUGCAGGAGCUCUUUCACAAAUGGCAGCCAGGCAGGAAUGCGGUGUGGAAGUCCUUGAUAUAGACAAAAAGACAGGAAGCCAUAUCGCUGACCUGUGAAACAUUUUAAUCACUUCUAUUAUCAGAUUUAUUGCAGUAUGGAAAGUCACUUUCAUAUCCAUCAUGGUAUUUUAAUAACCACUUCUAACACCUUUUCUACUCAUAUGUUUUGUUACCUCCACCAAGGAGCCAAUGUUUUUAAUCGAGAGUGCUGCUGUGGUAGAGAAGCCACUACAUUUUGGUGCAGACUUGGGUAAUAAAAAAGAAAAACAAACAAACUUGUGUCUGUGACCUAAUGUGAUGCUGAAAUUCUAAAAAUAUAUAUAUAUGUACACCUCAACUUUGCUAAAAUAAUUGUCAAUUUUUUUAACAUAUGUACACAAAUAAUAUCAUGCAGUCAUUAUCACAACAAACUUUCUUUCUACCAGCAGUCCA